CGUACAUCUGUGCAGCUUGCAGUGCCCGCUCGUUCUUCCUGAACUGUUCGCAGCGCGGUGGCAUUCGAUCGCUUAUGUUUUCGCUGCGGCUUUUCUAGUAGUUUCUCUGUGGGAAUUAGAAGUCGUUGAUAGUGAACGAUGACAGACGGCACGGGCAACGAUGACACCACUGCCUUCAACACGAUAUCUGACUCGUCGAAAGCGGAGACAAGUACGGCCGGCCCGCUGGUUCUUUAUUCUACAGCACAAGCAUGGCAAGCACAGUUUUAUCGGAGCAUUACACAGCCAUACAUGAUAACGGAGUCGUCGGACGAAGAAGAUCUUUCCAAUUAUCAGUUCGAGGAUGACCUAGAGUACUUGAGGUCGUUGGACCCAAAGGAGUGGAAAGACCAAGAUCAUUACGCCGUGUUAGGCUUGAAAAGAGUCAGGCACAAAGCGACCGAAGAGAUUAUUAAAAGGGCUUAUAAGCAGAAGAUCCUGAAACAUCAUCCGGACAAACGAAAGGCGCUGGGAGAGGAGAUCCGGCGGGACGACGAUUAUUUCACCUGCAUCACGAGGGCGUGGGAGACCCUGGGCAACGUUGCCAAGAGGAAGAGCUACGACAGCGUAGACCCGUACUUUAACGACGACUUGCCAGACGAGAAAGACUGUAAAACCAACUUCUACAUGGCGAUGGGUAAAGCGUUCAGGGACAAUGCCAGAUGGUCUGUGAAGCAGCCGGUACCGCGGUUAGGUGGGCCGGAUACACCUAGAGCGAAAGUCGAACAGUUUUACUCUUUCUGGUACGAUUUCGAGUCAUGGCGCGAAUACUCCUACUUGGACGAGGAGGACAAGGAAAGCGGACAGGAUCGAGAUAUGCGCAAGUGGAUCGAAAAGAAGAACAAAGCGACACGCGCGAAGCGGAAGAAGGAGGAAAUGGCUCGUAUACGUGGCCUGGUCCACAUGGCUUACAAUACCGACCCGAGGAUAAAGAAGUUCCAGCAGGACGACAAGGACAAGAAGACGGCGGUGAAGAAGGCGAAGCAGGACGCGGCGAAGGCCAGACAGCAGGAGGAAGAGAGAAUAGCGAGGGACGCGGCGGAGAAGGAGCGAUUGGAGAAGGAGAAGCGAGAGAGCGAGGAGAAAGCGAAGAUGGAGGCACUGAAGCAGGAGAGGGAGGCGCUGAAGAAGGCGCUUCGCAAAGAGAGGAAAGCGAUCAGGGAUUUCUGCAAAGCGAACAACUACUUCGCGAACAACGCGGCCGAAAGCAUCAGGCACAUGGAAAGCGUGGAGAAGAUCUGCGAGCUGUUCAAGCUGGUCCAGCUGGAGGAGGCGAUGAAGAAGCUGCAGGCGGAGGGUAGGCCGGCGUUCAUCGACAUCAUGAAGGACACCGAGAAGAGAAUAGAGGCGGAGCGUAGGAUAGGCUUCACCACGAAUGACACGAGGAAUACGCCGGAGAAGCAGGUGAAGUCUCACACGGCUCCGUGGAACGAGAACGACCUUCAGCUACUGAUCAAGGCGGUGAACCUGUUCCCGGCCGGAACGAAUCAGCGCUGGGAGGUGGUCGCUAACUUUAUCAACCAACACAGCAGCUCCACGGCCGGAGUGACUCGCGACGCGAAAGAAGUCCUCGCGAAAGCCAAGGACCUGCAGUCCACGGACUUCAGCAAGUCCAGCUUGAAGGAGCAGGCGAACAAGAAGGCCUUCGACAAUUUCAUCGCGGAGAAAAAGGCCAAGGAGUCGGUGGAGGAGCGGAUGCCGGCGGUUACGGAGCGCCUCGAUCAUCCUAUGGCUAAUGGGAUCUCGGCGGAGCAAAAGGAAACCAAGAAGGAACCCCAGCCUUGGACUCCGGCCGAACAGAAGCUGCUGGAGCAGGCUCUGAAAACCUAUCCCACCACGGUGCCCGAUAGGUGGGACCAAAUCGCCGCGUGCAUACCGACUAGAACGAAAAAGGAGUGCGUCAGGAGAUACAAGGAGCUGGUGGAGCUGGUCAAAGCGAAAAAGGCGGCGCAAGUGAUGAAAUAAUAGUAGUCCAUCGUUUAAACUGGAAAUUCAUUUUUUAACUUAUUCUAAACUCGGAUUCAGACGACUCCCGCGGAUCACGUCGCGUAGGAACUUGUUCGUUGUGUUUGAAAGAAACAGAUGAAUUCUAGCUUUCACCGACAAAAAGAAACAAAGACGCGCCCAGCCGUUUGUAUAUACCUGUGCCUUGCUUUUUAGUCCGUGCGUGCACAGUUCGUUGACAACACAGUCUUUUAGGAACCAAUUUCCGCUACUUACACGCGUCGAAACAAUCGCCUGCACUUAGUCACACCACUGUACAAUUCUCUUCAUGGCAAUCGUUAAACCGCAUGGAAGAAAAACAAAAAGGUCUUUCUCUUCGUUCCGGCUCGCUUGUUCGUCCCCGGGUGUACGAGAUGCGUGCAUGAGAAUAAAACUCCGUUUCUAUUUUGUUCGUUCUCGUUGUUCGCCUCUGAUUCCUUUCUCUCUCCGAUCGAGAGACAAAAACAAACGCCUAUAUUUGUAAGUAAUGUAAAAUACGGUAUCGCGACGAAACCCGCGCGCAAUCAAGUACUGUAUAAAUAAAGGACGAGUGAUGUGAUUCGAAGAUCUUCAAAA
Messenger RNA from Megalopta genalis, 2598 nucleotides. RefSeq names its product dnaJ homolog subfamily C member 2. The record is from RefSeq and is a predicted model, not a curated record. Gene Ontology annotation, cellular component: cytosol. Lineage: Eukaryota; Metazoa; Arthropoda; Insecta; Hymenoptera; Halictidae. Gene Ontology annotation, molecular function: Hsp70 protein binding; ribosome binding. Gene Ontology annotation, biological process: 'de novo' cotranslational protein folding; regulation of translational fidelity.